UUGAGUUCUCUUCACCACCAAUCAGGAACCUGGCCUGAAAGCUCAUUCUUGAUUGGCUCAAGCAAGCUAUACCAGUAGAAUGCGAAGGAAUAAUUACAGGAGCAUAGCAACAACUGAGUUUGCUCUCUCACACCCCCAGCCUGAGCCAACCUGGACUCCUUCAUCCCAAAUGAAGUGGCCUCUACAUGUUAUAUGAAGGCUGUGCUUCACCAUUCAACUGUGAUCCAUCUAAUGACACAGCCAUCCAAUACAGACAGGAAGACAAAACUGAACAACGCAACUAAAAUAAAGUAUAUUCCCAGAAUACACAUUGUGGAAACAGGAUGAAUUUGACCAGUGAAAAGUUGCCCAAGAAUCCCUUUUAUACCUCUAUAUCUCAGUAUGCUGCUAAGCACCACAAAUUCUUCCAGUGGAGAAAGGAAAACACUGAUCAUUACAGCCAUGCUGCUUUGGUAGAUAAGGCACUGCAGCUCUUGAAAGAAAGAAUAAGAAGAGGGGAUGCUCUGGCUUAUUUCCUUCGAGGUCAACUGUACUUUGAAGAGGGAUGGUAUGAAGAAGCAUUAGAACAAUUUGAAGAUAUCAAGGAGAAAGAUCAUCAAGCAACUUACCAGCUAGGAGUAAUGUAUUAUGAUGGGCUGGGGACCACUGUAGAUGCUGAAAAAGGAGUGGAUUAUAUGAAGAGAAUUCUUGAUUCUCCAUGUCCAAAAGCAAGACAUUUAAAAUUUGCUGCUGCUUUUAAUCUUGGAAGAGCUUAUUAUGAAGGAAAAGGUGUUAAACGGUCAGAUGAGGAAGCUGAAAGAUUGUGGCUUUUUGCUGCAGACAAUGGAAAUCCAAAAGCCAGUGUGAAGGCUCAAAGUAUCUUAGGACUAUAUUAUUCAACGAAAGAACCCAAAGAGUUAGAAAAGGCAUUUUAUUGGCAUUCAGAAGCAUGUGGCAAUGGGAAUCUGGAGUCCCAGGGUGCACUGGGCCUCAUGUACUUUUACGGACAAGGCAUCCGCCAGGAUACUGAAGCUGCCCUGCAGUGCCUAAGGGAAGCUGCAGAUCGCGGGAAUAUCUAUGCUCAAGGGAAUCUGGUCGAGUAUUACUACAAGAUGAAGUUCUUUACGAAGUGUGUGACAUUUUCCAAAAGGAUUGCUGACUAUGAUGAGGCUCAUGACAUUCCCAUGAUAGCCCAGGUCACGGACUGUCUUCCGGAGUUCGUUAACAGGGGCAUAGCCAUGGCGUCUUUCUACUAUGCACGGUGUCUUCAGCUUGGCUUGGGCAUCACAAAAGAUGAAGCAACAGCUAAACACUAUUAUUCUAAAGCUUGUCAUUUGGAUCCUGUACUGGCAAGUGAACUUCACUGCUUAGUUAUUCAUCAAAGAAUUUAGACCACAUUGCAUUCCAACAAAGAUCUUCAAUCCUAACACCAUACAAUGACCAGAAUGGGGAAGGUAUUUUAUCACUGCAUUAACAGAUGAUGAGGCCCGGAAAUUAUCAUCCAGCUACUUGUUUGUAACCCCACUAUCAAUAACAGCCAGACAAGUUCUGAACCCUAGACCUCUUCUAGUGACCCUCGUAGGCUUAUGUAAGACUUGAUGCUCCCUGAUGUCUCUACGCUCUCUCAAAUACUUUUCCUACUCUUUCUGUUUCCUUGUGUCAUUCUUUCAAGGAUUUAGCUCAUAUCCAAUACCUAAUUUUAAGCACUAACGUGGCUCUUUUCAUGCACCUGAAGUCAUAUAUUUCAGAUGUAUGUUUUGUGUCUGGUGAAAGGCAGCAAACUUUUUACUUCCUUGGAAAUACAGUACUUAAGUGGACUGUUUUUUUGCCAAA
Octodon degus (degu) is the source of this 1812-nucleotide messenger RNA. It is a transcript of the gene Lrp2bp, whose product is annotated as LRP2 binding protein. The record is from RefSeq and is a predicted model, not a curated record. Bases 324 to 1370 code for a protein of 348 amino acids. Lineage: Eukaryota; Metazoa; Chordata; Mammalia; Rodentia; Octodontidae. Gene Ontology annotation, molecular function: protein binding. The transcript has 10 exons.